GAAAGUUUAAUUAGAGAGAUUUAAAUGUUGAUGAACUAUUUACUAUGAAGAAUUAAGAUUGCCUACAGUAUAUGUUUUUUAAUGGCAAAUGGAAGUAUAAAGUGUCAUCAAAUUGUAUAUUAUUAGUUUAUUAGUAAUUAGGUGCUGCCUGUAAGGUAAAAAAAAAAAAAAAAUGUACGUUUAUCAGAGGUGUCCUUUGUCAUGCAUGAUUUUUAAUGCAUGCAUGCUCUGUUGCGACACAUUACCAGUUGUAUCAAACUGAACUCCAUCUGUGCACCUAAAUACAGGUGUACAAUAAGUACAACCUCCCUAUUUAUGUCAGAUGGUGGGCAAUAAAAAAAGUAACAAGGCUUCGCUUUCUUCCACGCUAAACCACGUAUGAGGCGUUGCUGACUGUAUCAAUGAGAGUAAAGAUAGCAGGUACAACACAUGAACAGUAUGAUGACUAUGGUAAUUUGGGUGCACUUCUGAAAUUAUUUAAGAUGUGCAUCUAUUCAGACUCAAUAAGUGCUUAAGAAAAUAUUUAUAUUUACCUUGAGUGUUAUGUGUAGCUUAUGUGUAUCUUAUGUGCAGGGGCCCAAGCCUAAGGGCCUACAACUCCCAUGGGGCCCAGGUUAAAGUGAUAGUUCACCCAAAAAUGAAAAUUCUGUCGUCACACAUUCUGUUGAUCUACGCGUCUGUCACCAGCAGGUGGCAGCACAUCAACUCCACCGAGUGUCCUCACGUCUGUUUCCAUGCAACCCGUAAACAAUGGAAAGUGUAAACGGGGCUAAUGAAGCCGAAGAGCUUUUGUCUUCUUUCACCAAACAAACAUCUAUAAGGCAGUACGUCACAUUUAAGUUAGGAAUGGCCUAUUCCCAGUCGCCCAAAAAGGCUGGUCUACCGCGAGAGGUUUUGAAAUGGCUGCAAAGUCUCGAUUUAUCGAUCUUUCCAAAAAACGUGCGCAGAGACUUUUCCAAUGGAUACCUAGUGGCAGAAAUAUUUUCAUGGUACUUCCCAAAGGAUUUCCAGAUGCACUCUUAUGACAAUGGAGCAUCAGUGGCUGCCAAGCAAUCAAACUGGUCCCAGAUUGAGAAAUUUCUGGUGAAACAAAACAUCAGUCUGUUGAAGGAGGCCAUCGAUGGCACAAUCCACUGUAAACCUGGGGCUGCAGAGCUUCUUGUGCAGGAGAUUUACACCUUUUUGACCAACAGAAGGAUCCAAACCAUCCAGACGGUGGAGCAAGGCUUCACAGAUAAGGCCUAUCAAGAACAGUUGCCUAUGGUGGCGCGUGCCACAGCCUCAGUGGCCAUAAAAAGCAACUUGCGUCUCAGUGAGGUUAUAGCUGAACCAAAUAUCACCGUCAACCAGCAUAAGGUUCUGGCCAUCAUACAGAGGCACAUAGAACAGAGGAAAGAGGAGAGGAACCAAGACCCAAGGCGCUUCAAUGUGAAGCCCACUCUUGGAGAACAGGCUGUCAGAUUGCCUCCCCUGUUAGCACACCAGACCAAGCCAAACCUUCAAAUAAACACCAGUCAAGCAGCUUGUUAAGUGCUUGGUCCCAAACUUUUCAACAACAGGAUAAGACGUGUGUUCAGUGGCAUCUGGAAUCAGAAAGAAAUGCAUUGCGGAUAUCAAGGACUGGCAAAAAAAGAGAUGGUUUAAGGUAGAUUUCCAAUAAAAAGUCUUCAAAACAAACCAUGUAACAACUAUUUUUUGGAUUCCUGAUGUAUUUGUAUUUGAGGUCCUAGAAAACUGGGUUCAACACAGGAUUCAUUCAUCCAAUAAAAAACAUGCUUAGCAUGCAUAUUCAUCCGUGUGAAAUCACCCUUUGUUGUCCAUUUUUGAACUGAACACAAUCUGAAAAAUAUAAUUAAAAAAAAUAUAAAUAUAAUAAAUCACCAAGUUAUUAAGCCUUGUUGUUUGGAUGUUAGUGGAUAAACACAUUUAAUAGCCAUGUGAUAAUUUAAUUCUGUUCCUCACAUAAAACUAAGUUAUUAAUCAAUAAAAAUCUGCUUUCGUCCCUAGCUCUUAAAUCUCAUUCAUUCUUUAACACAUUCGAACAUGGCAUGUCAUAGCGAUGAAGCUUGAGUAGAGUUUCUUUGCUUCUUCCCACCAUACUGUGUUGAGUGCGCUGUGCUUCUGACUGUAUACAAACAGCUAAAUUAUUGUGUGCAUUAUGUUUUGAAUGCAAGAUUUUAACUCCGUAAUGUUCAAUAAUAAUAAAAAACAAAGUUAAGCCUCAAUCUACUGCAAAAUGUUGAUUUUA
Messenger RNA from Xyrauchen texanus (razorback sucker), 2248 nucleotides. Its product is annotated as spermatogenesis-associated protein 4-like. Gene Ontology annotation, cellular component: axoneme. Gene Ontology annotation, molecular function: microtubule binding. Bases 751 to 1530 code for a protein of 259 amino acids. Gene Ontology annotation, biological process: regulation of cytoskeleton organization. The transcript has 6 exons. Lineage: Eukaryota; Metazoa; Chordata; Actinopteri; Cypriniformes; Catostomidae. The record is from RefSeq and is a predicted model, not a curated record.